AUGCCACCGAGAGCUAAGAAGCGUAGAAUGGCACAACCAGCAGCGACUGCCACACAGCAGCCAAGUGGUAGUCAGGCUACGGUGUCUGUGAAUUCCCAGACGUACUCGUCGACGGCGUCGGCAGGAUGUCCAGUACAUGUACCAAUACCACCGACCCAGGCUCCAUCAACUUCCGUUGUGGCGGAAGCGCAACCCAUGUUGACGACAAGUGCAGGGCCAUCCUUUGCACCGACCACCUCUGGAGCAACAAUCUCAACUCCAACAGAUGUUGGUACCACCCCUGCUCCUGUCCCAUCAAUACAUAUGAUUGGUAUGAAUGUUUCUAGCACAGUCAAACAACGUAUUAUUAGUGGGCAGUAUAUUGAUUUGGCCACAUUGGUAACACCAAAAUCAGGGUCUGAUGAAAAGAAAUUAGUUAUGAAUAGUAUGGGUGAGAUAAUUUAUAAAGAUGCCAACCCAAAAAAGGUAGAAAAUAUUGAGAAAUGGACUGACCUUAUGCUCAUAUUUGCAAGUGUGUACUUGAGUGCACAUCCCGCCAAGACUCUUGACCUACUUAAGUACAUACAGACCGUAAGAAUGGGUGUUAGCAGGGGGGCUAUAUCUUGGAAAGAAUAUGAUACGCAGUUUAGGCUGCGCAAAGAGCAAAAUCCUGUGUCUUCUUGGGGUGAAAUUGACUCGGAAUUAUGGUUGAUGUAUAUGCAUUCUGGGCCCGCUUAUAACGUAACAAAUGCACCCAAAACCAAUAAUGAUAAAUGCUUCAAUUUCAAUUACAAGGGAUCUUGUGACAAAUUCCCAUGCAUGUAUAAACACAGUUGUAUUCGAUGUGGUAGUAACCAUCCACAGAUACAUUGCCUUACACAAGCCUCAAACACUGGGUCCGCACAAAUAUUUCGCCAACAAAAUUCAAGUGGUCAAUUCUAUGGACAGUCAAGUUUUCGUCCACAAACCACCAAUGCAAAUACCAACUAUAAGGGGUAUUCAACCAAUGCAAAUACCAAUUAUAGGGGGUAUUCCAGCAGCAACACCCAGCGCCCCACCUACUCAAGACCAAGAUUCCGCACCCCGCAAUCUAUGGCGUCUAGGUUCAACGCCUAUUAAUGUACACGCCCUUAAAAAAUGUCUCGUCCACUAUCCUAACAGAAUCAUAGCAAAUCGCCUAAUCCAAGGGUUCUCUCAAGGGUUUAAACUUCAUUAUCAUGGGCCUAGAUUACCAAUUCAAUGUAAUAAUUUGAAAUCCGCGGACGAUCAUCCUAAUGAACUUAAAGAGAAAAUCGAUAAAGAAAUUGAAAUGGGGAGGAUACAGGGUCCUUUCACGAAAAUACCAAUUUCUAAUCUUAGGUUAUCUCCAAUUGGGUUAGUGCCGAAGGGGGAUAAUUUGGGCUGGCGUCUAAUAACGCACCUCUCUUUCCCGAAGUUUAGUAGUGUAAAUUCAUACAUAGAUCCUUGUGAAACUGCUGUACAAUAUUCAUCCUUUGAUUCAGUGAUUCAGAUGAUUGCUAAAUUAGGGAAGGGGGCUUUCAUAGGUAAGCGAGAUAUAAAAUCCGCAUUUCGACUUCUUCCAAUAUUUCCCGGCGAUUUUGAUCUCCUGGGUUUUAAAUUUCAGGGUAAUUAUUUCAUAGACAAAUGUUUACCUAUGGGGUGCUCCAUUUCGUGUAAGGUUUUCGAGGAUUUUUCUACAAUUUUGCAGUGGGCUACGAUACAGCGCUCUAAAACAUCAACAAUGGAUCAUUAUCUAGAUGAUUUUAUAUUUGCUGGGAGGGAUGCCCAUUCCUGUCAAGAUCUUAUGUCGAAUUUUCAAGACGUCUGCGAUGAUAUAGGUGUUCCUAUUGCCGAGGACAAAUCUGAAGGCCCUACUAUGGUUAUGACAUUUUUAGGUUUUGAGAUAGAUACUUAUCAUAUGCUAGUUAAGAUCCCCAAUUCAAAAUGCUUAGAGCUACAGGGUAUUUUAAACCAUCUCGUUGUUCAACGCAAGAUGACACUCCAACAAUUACAAUCUGUUUUAGGUAAACUGAAUUUCUUUACAAGAGCCAUAAGACCAGGUAGGGCAUUUCUGCGUCGGCUUUAUAAUGCUACAAUAGGAGUUUCAGAAUUACAUUAUCACAUAAGGAUAACUCAAUCAAUGCGACAGGACUUGUACAUGUGGAUUAAUUUUCUUGAAUCAUUUAAUGGGACUGUGUAUUUUUUAGAUAUUGAGUGGACGUCAGACAACAACAUUAAUUUUUACACAGAUAGUUCCGGUUCGUCUUACUUGGGAUGUGGUGCUUAUUUCAAAGGGGAAUGGUGUUUUUACCCUUGGCCAGAGACCUGGGCGUCCAAUGACCUACUUAAAGACAUGACCUUUUUAGAGUUAGUUCCGGUGGUCCUGGCCGUCUAUUUAUGGGGUAACAAACUCGCUAAUAAAAAGAUCAUUCUCCAUAUAGACAAUCAAGCUGUAGUCGCUAUAAUAAAUAAACUCACUUCUAAAUCAGAGCGGGUCAUGAAACUACUUAGACCAUUUGUCCUUGCUUCUAUGAAUUAUAAUAUUCUGUUUCGUGCAGUUUACAUACCAAGUAAAGACAAUGUAGUUGCUGAUUCAAUUUCUCGUAAGCAGUGGGCCAGAUUCCGACAAGCAGCUCCACAUGCCAGGGAACACCCUUGCCCAGUGCCCCUAUCUUUCCGCAACAUCAUCUCCAGCCUGAGUUUGCUAAACUUUUAGACGCCUCAGUAUCUGAAAACACACAUAAAUCUCAUCGGGCUGGAAUGGCAGCUUAUUACAAAGUAUGUAGACUCAUUGAUUGCACGCCAUGGCCCCCUACAUUAAACUCAGUCGUGCAAUUCGUUUUGCAUUCAUCAUCAUCCGGCCUCGCAUAUGGUACCGUGAGGUCAUACUUGUCUGCCAUUUCAUUUUAUUGUAAAUUGCAGAGUGUUCACGAUCCAACCCCAGAGUUCUUGGUUACAAAGUUAUUGCAGGGCAUGAAACGUUUGAGACAUAAAGUAGAUACUAGACUGCCAAUAACGAAAACAAUUUUGCUAAAUAUUAUUCAAGUUCUGCCCAUAAUAUGUACCAAUGCUUUUGAAACAGCUCUUUUCUCGGCUGCAUUUUCCCUGGCAUUUCAUGGAUUUUUAAGAGUUGGCGAAUUAACAGUUAAUACAAGAGAAGGUGAUCAACAAAACACAAUUCAAUUCGACAAUUUGUCCAUUAAUCACGAAACGCAAUCUCUCUUACUGACUAUCCGGUAUUCGAAAACGGACCAGUUAGGUAAAGGCACAGUACUUCAAAUAGAUAAGCAGGGUGGUGUAGCAUGUCCAUAUCAGCUCAUUACUAAAUACGUCAGCAUCCGUCCAGAGGGUUCAGGUCCAUUAUUUCGACACUUCGAUUUAUCCCCACUCACACGAUAUCAAUUUACGGGGGUACUUUGUA
Molecule: messenger RNA, 3400 nt
Organism: Saccostrea cuccullata (small rock oyster)
Lineage: Eukaryota; Metazoa; Mollusca; Bivalvia; Ostreida; Ostreidae
Exons: 1
Coding region: 1-1098 (365 amino acids)
Source: RefSeq, a predicted model, not a curated record